Molecule: messenger RNA, 660 nt
Organism: Lasiosphaeria miniovina
Lineage: Eukaryota; Fungi; Ascomycota; Sordariomycetes; Sordariales; Lasiosphaeriaceae
Exons: 2
Coding region: 1-660 (219 amino acids)
Source: RefSeq, a predicted model, not a curated record
AUGGUGAUCGGCCUGCUUGUCAUCGCGGGGAUCCCUACGACGAUCGGGGUCUGUGAGGCCUUGAGCGCGCAGAAGAAAGCCGACGCCGCGGCAAAAGAGAAGGCCAAGUUCUUCCUAACGACGACCGUCUCGCUUGACGGAGAGGAGCCAGUGGAGUGCUUCUGCGUGUUGAAGGGGGGGAAGCUAUGGAUUGACCACCCAGCCUACCCCAUGCCGGGCCAUAAGUUCCUGGGCUGGUACUUCACGUACCCGUCCGAGGCGCAGCACCUGGGCAUGGUGAGCACGAUCCAGGAUGACCCGCCAGCGCUGAACUGGAUCUUUGUCGACAAGGAUAGCAACAUGGUGCGCCACGGGGGGCGGCAGGACACGCUGGGCGGCCACACCAUCGGGCCGUGGAACUGGAGCAGUGACGAGCAGUGGCUGACCCUGGAGGGCGAUGCCGCUCGAUUCGUGGCCGUCGAGCAGGAAAACAGGAAAUGGGCCGUCGCCUGGGAUCGAGAUGGGAGCAUCCGCAACGGGGGGUGCGACGACGAGGACGAAGGCGGGGACGGGGAUGAGGACGAGAGCCACCAGCCACGAAAGCGGGCUCCCAUCAUGCUGCAUCGAAGAAUGCAGCUAGGCAUGGAGAGCCGGUAUGUGAAGGGCCAAGGGGCCGGUUAG